AUUCAUACAGACACUUUGUUGAAUCCUACCUCUUCCUUCGCCAUCUCUGUACCACUAGCAAGUACUUACUGUAGAUUGCCGCUAUGCGUCUUAUCAUUCGCGAUGACCCUGUCGCUGUCGGCGACUAUGUCGCCAACUACAUUGCCAAACGCAUUAAUGACUUUGCACCGACCGCUAGCAAACCUUUCGUGCUCGGUCUCCCAACUGGCUCCUCUCCUAUUCCAACUUACAAAGCCCUCAUCAAUAAAGUCAAGGAGGGUAGUUUAUCGUUCAAGCACGUCAUCACUUUCAACAUGGACGAGUAUGUCGGCAUUCCUCGUGAUCACCCAGAAUCCUACCACACAUUCAUGUUCCGCGAGUUUUUCUCCCAUAUCGAUAUUCCCCCCUCCCAAGUCAAUUUACUGGAUGGGAACGCCGAAGACUUGGUCGCGGAAUGCAACGCAUACGAGUCCCGCAUCAAGCAGUGUGGUGGUAUCGAGCUCUUCCUGGGUGGUAUCGGCGAGGAUGGUCAUAUCGCAUUCAACGAGCCUGGCUCGUCCCUCGCGUCCCGGACCCGCAUCAAGACACUCGCUUACGACACCAUCCUCGCCAACGCCCGCUUCUUUAAUAACAAUGUUGCUGCUGUCCCUCGUAUGGCCCUUACAGUCGGUGUUGCUACAGUACUUGAAGCAAGGGAAGUCGUGGUUGUAGUCACGGGUCAGAGGAAGAGCUUGGCUCUCAGCAAGGCCAUCGAGGAUGGCGUAAACCACCUUUGGACUCUCUCGGCGCUGCAGCUCCACCCUUGGGCGUUGAUUGUAGUCGAUGAAGAUGCGACAGCCGAAUUGCAUGUCAAAACAGUCAAAUAUUUCAAGUCAAUUGAACGCGUGCAAGACGAGGUAGAGCAGCGGCAGGCGGAGCUGAAGGCGAGAGGUCGAACAGAGCAUCAAGGGCAAGUUGGUAGUAUGGAGUGAUGUUGUCUGUCGACACUAUGAGCUACAUAAUAAUGAUCAAGCAGAACAGACAAGUUUUUCGGCAAGCCAGUUCAAUAGGUUUUGAAGUUGGCCAUUCUCCCAUCCUUCGCAACUCCAUUUUACUAGUGGUGAGCACAAAGUGUGCUGUAGUAUGUGAUGUUAGCGCUUUGCUGAAAUAGG
Messenger RNA from Suillus discolor, 1130 nucleotides. RefSeq lists its product as uncharacterized. Gene Ontology annotation, cellular component: cytoplasm. Gene Ontology annotation, molecular function: glucosamine-6-phosphate deaminase activity; identical protein binding. Bases 84 to 950 code for a protein of 288 amino acids. The record is from RefSeq and is a predicted model, not a curated record. Gene Ontology annotation, biological process: D-glucosamine catabolic process; carbohydrate metabolic process; N-acetylneuraminate catabolic process. NCBI's taxonomy places the organism in Eukaryota, Fungi, Basidiomycota, Agaricomycetes, Boletales, Suillaceae. The transcript has 9 exons.